Messenger RNA from Heteronotia binoei (common prickly gecko), 3264 nucleotides. Its product is annotated as zinc finger protein 420-like. The record is from RefSeq and is a predicted model, not a curated record. Gene Ontology annotation, molecular function: RNA polymerase II cis-regulatory region sequence-specific DNA binding; DNA-binding transcription factor activity. The coding region runs from base 1 to 3264 and encodes 1087 amino acids. Gene Ontology annotation, biological process: regulation of transcription by RNA polymerase II. The transcript has 7 exons. Lineage: Eukaryota; Metazoa; Chordata; Lepidosauria; Squamata; Gekkonidae.
AUGGCAUCUCCAGGAGGUGGACCACUGAGAGAAGGUGGGAAGCUUUUGCAGGGGGAAGAUUCCAAAGCUGCGCGUCGACAUGGAACGCUUCCAGAAAGAGGACAGAACGGAAAUCAGUCAGAAAUUGAGAGGUUACGGGAAAAUAACUUGGAAGAGAUGGUGGAUAUUUGGGAGACAGGCUGGAACGAAACCAGCCGUCGGCGAAAAAUCCAUCAGGAGACUACUCCAGAAAUACGUGCUGAGAGUUGUGAGAACUUAGGCCCCGUCUCAGUCUUGACAAAGCGCAAGAGGAUUGAAACGGGCGAGAAGCUCCAUAUCUGCUCAGAGUGUGGGAAAAGCUUCAGCCGAAGGUCGGACCUCAUCAGGCACCAAAGGAUCCAUACGGGGGAAAAGCCUCACAAAUGCUUCGACUGUGGGAAAAGCUUCUGCCAGAGGUCGCAGCUCCUUGGGCAUCAGCGGACGCACACGGGAGAAAAGCCGUAUGUGUGCCUGGCCUGCGGGAAAAGCUUCGCCCACCACUCGACCUUCAUCGCCCACAAGAGGACCCACACGGGGGAGAAGCCGUACAAGUGCUUGGCGUGCGAGAAGAGCUUCGGCAACCGCUCGGUCUUGAUCAAGCACGAAAGGAUCCACACCGGCGAGAAGCCGUACCAGUGCUCCGAGUGCGGGAAGCGCUUUAGCAACCGGACUGGUGUGUUGAAACAUGAGAAGACCCACCAGAAGGAGAAGGCCCGUGGAGGCCCAGGCCGUGGGAAAGACAUCCGCUUCUUCAGUCACGAACACAAAAGUGUUGGCAGAGACUGCGGAGAAGCAAAAAUGGGAGCCGUGGAAUCUAGCAGCGCUCCUCGUCUUCCUCCUUUGCCCCGGCUGGAGGGAGAAUCCGGUUUCUGCACCGUUGUAGGAAAGAGAUCCCGAGUGUCCUUUGAGGAGGUAGCUGUUUCCUUCACGGAGGAGGAAUGGGCUCUGCUGGAUCCAGGCCAAAGAAAGGUCUUCUGGGAAAUAAUGGAAGAAAAUUAUGAGACGGUGGCCUCUCUGGGGGACUACAUUUCCCAGAAAGAACUGCAAGCGCCAGAAGGGUCAUACCUGCUUUUCCCAGGUGUCCAUGGUAUGGUUCUUCCUCAUGAAGGAUGCGGAAAUGUUUGGGAUCUGCAGUUCCGCAGGGCCUCUCUUCUUUCUUGUUUCCCCCAGCUGGAAGGAGAAUUUGGGUCUUGCACAUCUGCAGGAAAGAUCUCCCCAAUGUCCUUUGAGGAGGUAGCCGUGUUCUUCACGUUGGAGGAAUGGGCCUUGCUGGAUCCAGGACAGAAGAAACUCUACUGGGAUGUUACAAAGGCAAAUUAUGAUACUGUGGCCUCUCUUGUUGUAGAUGUGACGAAGAUGCGUCAUGAGAAGGAAUCAGGAAGGAGACUUGUGGGAAAAGACAGCAGUCUGCAGGUGGAAGCAAAAUCUGGAGAUCAAGUGGCCCCAAAGAGAUAUUGCAGAAGAAAAAGGGAAAUAAAACAAAAGCAAAAGGAAGAAUAUACCUGUCAGAGCAGAAAUAAGCCUGAGGUAUCAGCCCAAGAUGAAACAGGCAAGAGAAAGACAAGGUCUAAGGGUGUCAUGAACCAGAGAGGGUUCAGCUCCAAAUGCAGUGUUAAAACAUAUCAGAAUGCUACAACAUGCUGGAAAAGGUAUAAAUGUGUGGAAUGUGGGAAGUGCUUCCAUUGGAGCAGUGCAAGAAGUAGGCGUCAAAGGAUUCACAUGAAGGAAGAGCCAUAUAAAUGCUUGGAGUGUAGAAAGUGCUCUCAGAAGGGUGAGCUAACUGUACAUCAAAGGUGUCACACAAAAGAGAAGCCAUAUAAAUGUGUGGACUGUGGAAAGUGCUUCUUUCAGAGACACCACCUAACUGUACAUCAAAGGAUUCAUACAGGGGAGAAGCCUUAUAAAUGCUUGGAGUGUGGAAAGUGCUUCUCUAGCAGUAGCAACCUAAAAACACAUCAAGAGAUUCAUACUGGGAAGAAGCCAUAUAAAUGUUUGGAGUGUGGCAAGUGCUUCCCUCAGAUUGGACGCCUAAAAGCACAUCAAAGGGUUCAUACUGGGGAGAAGCCAUAUGAAUGCUUAAUGUGUGGAAAGUGCUUCUCUAACAGUGGCAACCUAAAAACACAUCAAGAGAUUCAUACUGGGAAGAAGCCAUAUAAAUGUUUGGAGUGUGGAAAGUGCUUCCCUCAGAUUGGACGCCUAAAAGCACAUCAAAGGGUUCAUACAGGGGAGAAGCCUUAUAAAUGCUUGGAGUGUGGAAAGUGCUUCUCUAGCAGUAGCAGCCUAAAAAAACAUCAAGAGAUUCAUACUGGGAAGAAGCCAUAUAAAUGUUUGGAGUGUGGAAAGUGCUUCCGUCAGAUUGGACGCCUAAAAGCACAUCAAAGGGUUCAUACUGGGGAGAAGCCAUAUGAAUGCUUGGAGUGUGGAAGGUGCUUCUCUAACAGUGGCAACCUAAACAAACAUCAAAGGAUUCAUACUGGGACGAGGCCAUAUGAAUGUUUGGAGUGUGGAAAGUGCUUUCAUCACAAUGGUGACCUAACUAAACAUCAAAGGAUUCAUACAGGGGAGAAGCCUUAUGAAUGCUUGGAGUGUGGAAAUUGCUUCUCUCGCAGUGGCUUCCUAAAGAAACACCAAAUGAUUCAUACAGGGGAGAAGCCAUUUAAAUGCUUGGAAUGUGGGAAGUGCUUUUCUCGGACUGACUGCCUAAGACUACAUCAGAGGAUUCAUACUGGGGAGAAGCCAUAUAAAUGCUUGGAGUGUGGGAAAUGCUUCUCUCGCAAUAGUCACCUAAAGACACAUGAAACGAUUCAUACUGGGGAGAAACCAUACAAAUGCUUUGAGUGUGGAAAGUGCUUCUCUUUGAAAUCCAGCUUAACUACACAUCAAAAGACUCAUACUGGGGAAAAACCAUACAAAUGCUUGGAGUGUGGAAAGUGCUUCACUUUGAACAUUGGCCUUACUUCACAUCAUAGGACUCACACAGGGGAGAAACCAUAUAAAUGCUUGAGGUGUGGAAAGUGUUUCUCUCACAGUAAUGCCCUAAGGAUACAUCAAAAUAGUCAUACAGGGGUAAAGCCAUAUAAAUGCGCGGAGUGUGGGAAAUACUUCUCUCAGAAUGCGCACCUAACUAUACAUAAAAAAAUUCAUACUAGAGAGAAGCCAUAUAAAUGCUUCGAGUGUGGAAAGUGCUAUUCUCGGAAAGACUGCUUCAGAGCACAUCAAAAGAGUCAUGCUGAGGAGAAGCAAUAG